This is a messenger RNA of Siniperca chuatsi (mandarin fish), 10939 nucleotides long. RefSeq names its product rho GTPase-activating protein 20-like. NCBI's taxonomy places the organism in Eukaryota, Metazoa, Chordata, Actinopteri, Centrarchiformes, Sinipercidae. Gene Ontology annotation, molecular function: GTPase activator activity. The record is from RefSeq and is a predicted model, not a curated record. The transcript has 16 exons. The coding region runs from base 4909 to 7533 and encodes 874 amino acids. Gene Ontology annotation, biological process: regulation of Rho protein signal transduction; signal transduction.
AAUCCCAUCACACACACACACACACACAGUCUGUACAUAGGAUUGAACAUGUUUUAUCCCACUCAGGAUUGGGGCAUGUCCAUUGUAUUAUAUUUGAAAUGUUAUGGACAUACAUAUUUUAAUAAGAUAUAUAUUUUUGAUGCUGUCGGAUGUUGGUGACCAAACGUAACCAAACACCACACCUACUGACCACGAGCCUCAGAACCCAUUAAUAAAAGAAUAACUAUUAAACUAACUUAAUAAAAUAUAACCUAGAGUUGAGUAGAAAUGUAAUUUCCUUGAGGGGCAAUUUGGCUUCCAGACAGCAGGCAAUGAAUAAUAAAUAUUAAAUACAGUACAGCAAUGAAUAUAAGCAACAAUUAACACAAACACAAUUACCCAGGUUAAUGCCACCGUCACUGUUGUCAUCGUCUAGAAAAAGCAGCGAAAAGAAACCAGGGGACAGCCCUGUCACAUCCACAGCUGGUAUGCUGCUGUUUAGUUUAAAAAGCCAACAGCUGAUGGAACAAAAUCCCCAUAUACCUGUUAAUGCCACCUCUGGGGAGGUUAGCUCUCCAUCCUGAUGGAAGCAAACUAAACUUAGUGGGACUGGGAGUCCAGGUAAAUCACCUAAGCUUUUUGUGUAGCUCUGACUUAAUACAAUUGACAAAUAUUAUUUAAAUUUAUACCAGUGGCUUAACAGGACACAGUCACAUUUCUUUAGUACAUUUUUGGCUUUUAGACAGAUUACUAAACCAACACAUCAUAUUACAUAUAUAUAUUUUUUCUCCCUUAGUUUUUAUAACAUUUUGAAUUUAGCAAUGAACAUGAGAUGCAGAACAAGAACAGGAUUACUAGGAUGAAGUCAUCAGUUAAACACAGACACAUACACAGGUCCAGUUAAUCACACAGGGAUUUAGGCACCGUCGCCCCUUAGUGUUGAAAACAAAAAGAAGAGAAGGAACAUUAAUCAGUGUUUGUUUCCUGACAGUAACAAUUUCAUUCGGUAUUUUUCCCCCUUGUCUGUCUAUAGUCAGUGGUUGUAAGUCAUCUUUUGCAUGGAGCGUAGUUAACAGUGUCUGUGCAACAGUGCAAAAUUGAGAUUUUUCUGUCAUUGUGGUACCCAGCAGCUCAUAUAUAGUAGCUGUGUUGCAUUUCGUUGACAAACAUUCAGUUUUCCAUGCAAAUGGUUACUAACAAAGAGGGAUCCUGGGUUAAGGUGGACGGAUGACCUACAACAUAGUUCUUCAUCCACAUCAAUUAUUUUCGAUAUGUGUGAUUCCACAGGUAGGUUUUCAAAAAUGUUGUUGUAUCUACAUUAAGUAAAGAUGAUUUAUAAAACAACAGUGCUGUUGAUGCCUCUGAUUUUUACCUUUUGUUCUGUUUGUAACGUUAUUGUUGAUUGAUAAAUGAUUUUACUGUUGAUUGUCAUGAGCUGCAGUAGUAGACAUCAGGAGGUUGGGUCUUAGUUGUAUAAAAUCAGUAUUUUCAUUAUUGUACAAUGAUGUUCUGUUUUUACUCUUGACAUUAACUGAAUUGACUUAGUUAAAUUCAGUUGUCACUAACAUCACAAAUUAAUAUUUUAGAUUUGUACAGGAUUGAAAUUGUUCUUUGCAAAUAUAAAUCUGAUAGUGAUCCCAGAGAGAUUAUGUAAUCCAUGAAUUUUUUUGGUUAAGAUUGUUAAAACAGUGGUUUCUGUUAAGUUUCUUAUAGAUAAGUGUUGCUUGUCCUAUUAAAACUGAAAUUAUAAAUGAGAUCAGAUGCUGUUACAGCCAACUAUAUUAAAACCUCAAACAUUUAACUUGUUAUUGGGUCAUGCCUGUAAGUGAUGUAGAAAGAUGAUUAUGUUGUGGCAUGAUCAUUAUUUGUUUCUGAUUUUUUUAUUUAUUUUUUUGGUCCAUUUGUAGUGAAAUAGAACAAGAAUAAACAACUUUUAUUGUGCUAUAUUUGUUAUCAAACACAAGGUAUAAAAUACAAAGUUUUGUGGGCAACAACCGAUCUUCGUGAAGGUUAUUGAUCCCCGUUGUGAUCACUAACUUAUCCGUCUUAUGUUUGUUUACUUUAAUCAAUAGGCAUUUCAUCCACAUUUGGACUACCUCUUUGAAUCAAAGCAAAUUGAUUUGAUGCUUUGAGGGUGGAAAAAGUGUGUUUGUAGCAGCAAGGUUGGGUGCCAGUGAGGAGGGGAGCGUUGCUUUUCUCUGCCAUGCCCAAGGCUGUUCAUUAUCAACACGAGGGAAGGUAAUCAUUGUAGUGAUCCAGUUUUAACAGGGCUGAUUGUGGCCAAUUUGGGGAAUGAAUACUCGGCGUCUCUAUUCUUCACUUUCUGGCCUUGUUCUUCUUUAGCCCAGUUUGUGGCCCACUUCUGUUUCUAGAAGGACAAUCGAUUUUGGGGCAAUAGUAAUUUUUCCUUUUGAAAAUCUGUCAAGUUUGCAAAUCCCUUUUAAGAAAUGUCUUUGUCUAGAUUUCCUCCUUCAAUAUGGUCAGGUGUUUACUUGUAUCCGUUUAAGCAUAUAAACCUAAAUUAAUCUCAUUAUUCACUGUAAGUGUUUUCUUACAGCUUUGGAACAUUAAUAUCUGCUUUACAGAUUAAAGAUGAUGUCUCUUUGUCGAGUUAAUUGAAGGAGAAUCGCUUCAUUUAAGGUUUGAACGUGCCCUACAUUACAACCUUAUGGCCUAGAUUGCAGUCAGUACUAAUCAUGACUGUUUUCCAGAGACACUGGAAUCUAAUAAUGUGGCUUCAGACUGAUGGAGAGCCUGGAGCUACUGUACUGACAGAGAGCAUCAGAUCCGCGCUGUUGACCCAUAAUCUGAUAACGUUGUCUAUUGGAUCUAAAUAACUUCUUUUUAGUUUAGAAAAUGUUCCCAGGAUUCCUUUGAGUUUGGUUACCUACACUGAUUUUAACCCUUGAGUUUUUUCACAUUGUUUGGGCUCCCACAUACUCUAAUGCUGUGUAAAUAAUAAUGAUAAUUUAAAAAUCAACAAUUUUCAAAGAAAAGAAUUCUGUCACACAAAUAUGAAGUGUAUUUUUUCUUGCUUUUCUCACAUUUUUGCUUUGUUUCUUGUGAAAUACUUGACAUUUUUCCAUCUUUAGGCCUCUAAAAAUCCUUCAAAUGAAACAAUCUGAGAAAACAAAUACCCUUUGUUGGUUCAGCUGCUCCACAACCUGUAUGAGGGGUCACAAGUAGACUUUGAUUAAAAGGCUAAAAAGGUUGGGAACCACUGCUAAAAAGCAUUGUUAUCAAACCAAAUACGGAAAUAUUUCAUGUUUUAUGUGUUAUAUGGGCUAUGCAUGUGCACAUAUAUAUAUAUAUAUAUAUACACCUCUGAUGAACAAAAUGUUAUAAAACUGCAGUAACAGAAAUGCUAAUAGACUAAUUUGGGAUCUGGUACGUAUAGCCUUGUGUAAGUACAGUCCACACCAAUCAUAUCUACAGAGCAUAUGAAUGUCAAUGUUUUACAGCUGGGGUCUCUGAGACUGUAACAGCUAAUGUGUCAUUUUCUUUAGUAGACUUCAGAAACAUCUCGUAAAAUUGGGAGAAGUCAUGAAGUUUCAAGAUAAUAAUAAACCGGUGUUGAUGAUAAUCGUGAUAUUUAAAUAGGAAAUAUUGAUAUCAUGUUAAUAAUACACAUGAUAAUGUCUCAUAAAUAAUCCUGCACCUGUUAAAUCAUUUACUUUUCUUUCCGUUCUUGCUUAGUCAUAGUAGGUAGAGGUAAUGCACCUUAAUGCUGGUUGCCACCCGCCAUAAAACGUAAAAAAGAUGCAGUAACUAGCUAGCUUUUAGCUAGCUAGCUAACUUUUUUCAAUUUUUUUUAUAGAUAUUGCAAUGAUAUCUUUAUUGUGAAUUAUUUUGGCCAUGAUAAUUGUGUAGUAAAACUCUGAUGUAUAAAAAAAACAUUUGUUUCUGCCCAUUGUUAUGUUAAAUAGUGAAGUGAUGUCAGAUUACAUCUGUUUUUGUUUUGUUUGAAUUCUGGGAUUUUUUGGAUUCUUUUGGACUAUAUUUAGGAUUUUAAAGUUGUUGUUUUUUUUUUGUUUAAAUAUGUAUGUUUAACACUAAAAUACAUGAAUGUUAUCUAAGAGUGGCUUUUUGUUUUUAGCUGUUGUAUCAGUUUAAAAACCGGUCUGUGGCAGAGGAAUGUAGGGAAGUAGGAAAUAUUAGCAUAAAUAUUCAAUAGUCAAUAUUUUACACUUUUAUUCAAGACAAGCUUCUGAGGGAUGUUUAUGUAAGCCACAAUUAUCAAGGCAGAAUUAUCUUGUUUCUGCUAAUAGACAACAGUGAUUUGUAGACUGUUUCAGCACAGAAUAACAUGUUAAGUGACAAUUCUGCUCUUUUUCUAACGCAGUUUGGUGUCAGUAAUCAAACUAGAAUUGUCCACUCCGCUGGCUUCCCGCAAAUCUCUUGAAACAAGCUGAUCCCCAAAGCAAACAACUAUUCUUACCUAUUAAUCAUACCUUUUCAUUGUUUUAGGGUAAAUCUGAUGAAUGGAUGGAUCAAUGCGGUAAAAAAAAAAAAAAAAAAUAGGUAGGCCUAUUUUUUGCAGCGUAUUGGCGCCGCCUCCGUUCUGCGCGUAAAGACGCAUUAAGAAGUGGCACAGCAACUGAUAAUCCAGACAGGAGGUGCUUUUGGUUACAGCACAGCCUUUCAUUGAUGGUGAGGAGAGAAGGACAGCUGUGGGAUCAGCUGCGCUUGUUUUGUUUUGAACUAAUUCCUCUCUUCUUUUUUUAACUAACUGAUUUUUUGCUCCUCGCAGAUCACGUUUUUCCAUUUGCGCGCAUUGGUCGCAGACUUAAAAGUUUUCAGUGACUUCUAACAAGCUUGUGUUGACAUGGUUUCUGUCUUCCGGAGGCGGAGGUUAUUAAUGAGAUAUUUCUCUCCGCUGCAUCACCUGAGGACAGUUGGACAGUGAGCCGUAGGGCGUGUGGAGGCUGAAUGGACAACAUGUCUCCGCAACAGCAUCAGGACAGCCUCAGCCGAGGCGGUGGACAGCAAGAAAACAAACGGCGGAUGAAGUCUCAGAGUUAUCGGCGCCAGUCCGCCCCAUCUCUGGUCAUCUCCAAGGCUCUCACCAGGUCCAAGACUCUUUCCAGAGAGAGCGUCCUGGUUCCCGUGUGCCCAGAGACCUGCCCGCUGGUCCAGUCCUGCCUCACCGGCUCUGAUAGGUCGUUUCUUCUGCACGGACAUGCUCAGUUGAAGACCGGGAUGCAGACUCAGGACAGACACCUUUUCCUGUUCAACGACAUACUGGUGAUUGCCAAAGCCAAAUCAGCCAACCACUUCAAGCAGAAGGCCCAGGUGUGUGUACGUGAGAUGUGGACGGCAGGCUGCAUGGACGAGGUGUGUGAGGGAAGCACGAACCCAGAGAGGAGCUUCGUCAUGGGCUGGCCUACCUGUAACUGUGUCGCUACGUUUAGCUCUGCAGAACUGAAAGAGAGAUGGCUUUCGCUCCUCAAAAGUCAGAUAAAAGAAGAGAAAGAAAGGGAAGAACCUAAAACCAUUCCUCUGAGAGUGUACGGGAAGGGAAUCAACACUUUUGCAGUUACCAAGACGCUUCCUGUCAGCAACUCAGAUUCAACCAAUGAGGUGAUCCGGCUGGCCCUGCAGCAGUUUAGCAUCAUCGGAAAUGUGAAAGACUUCCAGCUGUGGGUCAUCUCCAAGAGGGACAACACCCCCUAUCCUCUAAUUGGUCAUGAGUUUCCCUUCAGUAUCCAGAUGAGUCAUGUGAGACCCACCAUGUCUCAGGGAGGCAGCGGCUUCAGGGACGCUGCUGCACCUCCUGCGGACAGACAGAGGGCCAUGCAGGUGGAGCACCUGCAGGUGUACAAGCAAUGCCAGUUCAUCAUGAAGCCUCGACCCGUUGAAACACUGCAUGUAUCUGCAGAGUUGUCUCAGAAGCCAUUUAAAAGGAGGCGUUCCCUCAUCACCUGGGCCUUCUGGCGAGGCUCCUCCUCUCACCUGAAUGAAUUGUCCCUCGCCUGUGCGGCCCGCGGCUGCUUGUUCGGCCAGCCGCUCAGCUGUGUUUGUGUAGAGGACGCUCUGCCAAAGCCAGUCAUGGACAUGCUGGCGUUUCUAUACCACGAGGGUUCAUGGACGCGGGGCAUUUUCCGUCGGCCGGCAGGGGCUCGGGCUGUCAGAGAGCUGCGGGACUCUCUGGAUGCCGGAGAGUUUCAACUUCCUCUGUCAAAAGACCACGUCUUUAUCAUUGCCGGAGUCUUUAAGGAUUUCUUGCGCAGCAUCCCAGGCAGCUUGUUGUGUUGUGAGCUGUAUGAAGAAUGGAUGGAUGUGCUGGAGGAAGAGGAGGAGGAAGAAGAACACGUGCAGGACAUACAGAGGAUGAUUGGUCGUCUGCCCAAAGAAAACGCCCUGCUGCUACGCUACCUGUUGGCCAUGCUGCUCGGUGUCGAGAGCAACGCCCAAGAGAAUCAGAUGACGAGUUUCAAUUUAUCUGUGUGCAUCGCUCCCAGCAUGCUUUGGCCUCCUGGAGCACCUGGUAGCCCUGAGGUGGAGGGAGAAGGAACUAAGAAGGUUUGUGAGCUGGUGAAGUUUAUGAUCGAACACUGUGAGCAGAUUCUGGGAGAGGAGCCCUCCUCCCUGUUCGGAGGGCCACCACAAAGACUCAACACUGAUGAGAUGGGAUCAGACUCCUGGCCGUACCCUCUGACAGACUCGUCCUACGACAGUCUAGAGAACGAGUUGGACAACAGCAGCGGUGGGUCACCAGGCUUCUGCAGCAGAAGGCACCUUAGACCCAAACCACUCCAAGGCAGCCUGGACUCCAUCCUCACAUUCAGCGACUACGACCAGGACACAGACCCAGAUAUACACCGGUCCCAAACUGAGAGUCCACGUGGUCUGUCACACCCACUGGGGAGAACCAGAGGCAGGAGACAGGAUCCAGACCUCUCCUGCCCCAGCCAGGACGCGCUGACUGUGGACACCUCCACCCUGGACUCGCUGUCCCUGGAUGGUCGGCGCAGACAGCGGCGGUGUUCCGAGCCAGCUAUAGCAUACGUGGCCAAGUUUCGGCCGUACGUUUCAGUGAGUACCGACGGUCUCACUGGUGAGGAUGAAGAGCUUUCCAACAGCCACACACUCACUCACACACACUCCAGAGGUCAGACCAGAAGGGGUGGAGGUGAGUCCACGUUAAACCUGCAUGGUGUGAGGUCAGCAGGCCUGGAAACGAGCUCCUCCAGCCUCUCCUCUAACCCCACCUCCCCUGCACCAACCCCCACCUCUCUGGACUCUCUUGACUCCCUGCACUCCCUCAGCAGUGACUACACCUGGGCGACCAGACGGGGGCUUUACCCAACCAAGACACAUCUGCCCUCCAACUCUUCCUCUUUAUCUGUUUCCUCCCCUGUCCCCUCUACACCCUCUUCCAUAAGCUCUACUCUGACCUCCGGUGGACAUCCAGACCUGGGGACUUGUCCAAAAGGCUCCCCACCCAAAGAACCACUUAACUGGGGGACCUUAAAAGGCUGCAUAGGCCUCCACCCAAACUCUUGGCUGAAGAAAGGCCGGAGGCUGUCACUAACCCAACAAGACAACUUGUAGAAGGAAGAAGAGGACAAGACUAGGGGGGGACCCACUGAGAAGUCGCUCACACUUGGGAAACUCGUCCCAGAGAAAGGAAAAGCACGCGAAAGGGGAGGAGGAAAGCUGAUCUCCAGCAGCCAACCCAAGCCCAAAACAUCCUGCAGAGCCUCAAAAGAUGCAGCAGGAGGAGGAGGGGGCCAUCUAAGGGGGAGGUCUGGCCAGGAGCCCCAACAUCUUAAGCAGGACUUAUCCAGCCCCCCUUCCCACCACCGCUCUACAGGGAGUCUCCAAUUUCCCAAGUCCUGGUUCCAUUCCUCAGACCCCCCGCUAACCACCAGGCAGCUCAGCCAUGCUGCCAACACCGGAGGUGGCAUCACCAACCGCAGGCGCUCAGCAGAAAGUGAAGUGAAUGAGCUGAAACUGCCAUCGCCAUCUUUAUUUUACAAGCAGAGGGGGCCAUCUCUGUCCCUGUUCAAGCAAAACAAGUCUCACUCCGUGGAGGAGGAAUGCAACGCCAGGCUCUACCAGCGCCGCGGGUCAGAACCCGGCUGGCAGGUUGUGGACCGAACCUCCACCCUCACACGGGCAAGGCUGCCCAGCGACCCAGGAUUGAAGGUUACUGAGGUGGAUUCACAAGGAGGGACAUCAGAGGCCCGUUUCUGCCUCUCCCCCUUAGCCACCAAAGCAGUGAGGGAGUACUUCUCCUCUCACCCGUGCAGUAACCCCCAGAGCAGCCAGCAGGUGGCGCUCGCCCUCGUGGAGAGUCAUAGGGAAUGGCUAAAGAGAUGCAGUGAUCCCACAGCAGAACCAGACUUCGACCAGCUUCUGUUUGCUGAAGAAUCCUAUGUCUGAUUCUGACUGUAACCUGGAGCAAAACUGGAUUAGAAAGAUGCAACACACACAUCACUUAGCUACAAUGGACACUAGAAAUACAUGAUUUCACUGCUUUUAACCUAUUAAUAAAACUUAGUUAUUAUACUCGCCACCUUAAUUACUGCAUUUUCUUCUUUCAUUAGACCUUAACGCAUUGGCUUCUACCAUGCAAUACAUUGUGAUCCAUUUUGCCUGAGUCUGUAACAGGACUUGAAAUGAAAUAGGUUUGCUGUAGUAGAACAAACAGGGAGAAAACUAGUUUCUCAUGCGACUAGAUACAAUUUUAUUUUAAAAACACAUUAAGUAUAUUUUUAACUUUGCCUAGAGCUUAUUGCCAUUAAGGGAAUGUAUACAUUUUUGCUUGAAUGUCCUCAAGGCUGGAUUUACACAUGUGGAAGGAAUAUUACUUUGUAACCUUACUUACAUUGAAAUAAUACGUUUAUCACAGUCUCAAGAGAUGGAUUGUCUUAGUUUCAUUAUGUAUUUGAUACCAAGUUGUAUCUGAUUUUCACCCAUGGGUUUUGUUUAAGGAAUGUCACUUUUUCCUUCAGGCCAAAAUUAAGACCUGCCAAUAAAGCUACCUGGUGUUGCCUUCUUUCAUCAUGAACAAAUAUAAUCUCACUCAUUACUGACAGGUCAUUGGAUAGCUAACUUUUUUUUGUUUUUUAGAUUUAUCGUCAAGAUUUCUGCCCUCAGAGCUGCAUUAUGUUUGGACAUAAAUCUGCUUUAUGCUACAUACUGUAAAAGGUACAAUAAGGACAGAUUUUGGGCAAUAUAUUUCAACUCCUACAAAGCAUGUUCAUCUGAAGUUGUUUUGCAUAUUUGGUGGGAUGUAACAUAAGCAGCUUAAUAUAGCCAACCACAGUCCUACACAACUUUUUACAAUGCUAUAUGAGCGUCACUGUUUUUCUGCAUUGGUACUUGAUUUAAAAAAAAGUAAUGCACAAUAUUUGCAUUUGAACAUUAAUAGGAGACAUUAUGGGAUAUAAUUAGAAAAUGUUUGUUUGUUUUUUUACUUUGCCUGUAGUGUAAAUGCAGCCUGAGUACACACUGUGACUAGAACUGUACUUUGCUUUUGUCCCCAAGUCUGCGUCAGAGUAGUCCUUUCAUAACAGAACAAAAAAAUCUUAAUGGCUUAUACAGUCAUGAUUAUAGUUAAGUUUCAGACAACAUCACUGCAUGUAACUGUUAGCAUCUUAACUUAAAUAAGUUUCAAAUUUACACAAAUUGAGUUUUGUAGAUUAAGGUCAUGUGAUUAUUCACUAUUUACACUGUUCAUGCACAUUCAUUAACUUCCUUAAAAAUGUCUGUGCUUUUUGUCAGCUGUAGGGGUGUUAGCGGUACAAGUAUUGGUACAGGACGUUCGGUGUGCGACUUCCUCGGAUCGGUACGCCCUGUGCCCCAAACUAUUCCUGUCAAAGUAGUCUAUUAAUGUCUACAACUCGCACCCGCGGAACAGACAUUCUAGAGUGGGAGUUUUACCCGGAACGUUUUGACAGAGCACAGAGAUAUCAAACAUACCAAGUCGGGUAUGUCUGGAAACAGUUCAAACGUCAUUUACGACGGCGUCUCCUGAAUGCGCGGAUGAGCGGAACGAGACAAAAACAGACUGGAAGGCGAGUCCUUCGCCUCACACUGCAGAUUCAAACUGUGCCAAAUCAGUAACUAAUGCUAUAGGAGUAUUUAUCGCUGCAGAAGUGCCACCAGACUGUCGUAGAGAAUACAGAAUUUAAGCAUAUGGUCAAAAUGCUUGAGCCCGCUACAGUGUGCCUUCACGUGUGCAUUUCAGUCCGUCCGUUGUGCCUGCCCUGUAUAAACCCUGCAGCUGGUCAGGAGUUGACAGUCUUCAUUCGGUUUUACGAUGGAGCGUUACUGAUACGUGUUAUUUUGUCUUACUGACAAUAUGACCGUAUUUGAGUGCAUUCUGUUACAGUAAGAAUCGCGGCUAACAUUUUUCAAAAUAAAAUUACAAAAAUAUAAUUGUUUUCCCUGCUGUACCGAACCGGGAAUUUAGUGUACCGUUACACCCUUAGUCAACUGUACUGGAAUAUCAUUAUCUGACUUUUCUAGACGACACUUACGUUUUGUUGGCUGCAGCGAGUCUUUGUUCUUUUAAAUAUUUGGUCAUAAAAGCAAACUGCUCUGUAAGUCUUUUCCCAACACAUUUCAAACACUUCUCAGCAUUAGCACUUACAUGUGUUCCAGUACAUACAUGAAGUAGCACAAUUUGUAGAUUUAUAGGUAUGAUCCUUGUUUUCCAUUUGUUGCCAAUAAUUUGGUUUUCACACAAGCCUGUAUUGAUUUGAAUUAAUCACAUGUAUCCUGUCCCAAUGUUUCUAUUCUGUAAAUAUGAUCCCUCAAGGGGAACAUUGUUGUCCAGUUUUUAAAAGCUUUAUAUUUUUUGCAGCUUAAAACUUGAAGUAGGCUACAAGACUGUUGCUUUAUUAUAUUUUCUAUGCCUCCUUUCUAUAUACAUGUAUUCAUACGCUGUGUUAAUAAGCCUGAAUAAAUCUGCAUUUGCAAAUAAAAUGACCUAUGAGUGAAAAUCUGA